AUGUUUAGCGCACCUGUAACUGCAAUAAAAAUUCUUCCUAAUCAUCGAAUAUGUUUAGCUGGUACUGGGCCUUAUGUACUUGCUUUUGAUUUGACAACAAAUCAGCAAUUAUUACAAAAGAAGAUAUUAGUUGAUUCCAUUGUGCAUGGUUUUGAAGCUCGUCAAAUAACUAAAGAGAAUGAUGAUUCGUCGUAUGUAAUUGUUGUUUUUGGUCAACGAACAUUUUCAAUUAUUCAAUGGUCUUCAAUAUUUCCUUCGCUAUUGACAACAAUAAUACCUCAGAUACAAUGUCCUUCGUGGAUUGUAAGUGCGCUCAUUGUUGAUUUAGAUCCGUUAAUUCAAUCUUUUACAGUUCUCUUUGGUACAGCAUUAAAUCAAAUCUAUCGUUAUAAUAAUUCAUUGGAAUUGAUUCAAUCAUUUAAAUAUACAACACUGUAUUCAUCAUGUCUUUUUCGCCAUAUGAAUGGAAGUAUUAUAUUUGCAGCUGGUACCGUUUUCGGCGAAUUGAUUCUUUACGAACAAGAGUCAAAUGAUCAUUUUCAUGAAAAAUCGACCAUCUCCGAUCAUAAUGGGGCCAUAUUCAGUAUAACUUAUCAUGAUAAUUUACUUUGUACUGUUGGUGAUGAUCGUACAGUAAAAUUAUAUAGAUUUCACGAUAAUCUUGAAUUAUUAGCUUCGUUUUUUGCUCACGAAGCACGUAUAUGGCAAUCGUGUCUAACUUCUAAACAUAUUUUAACAUGCGGUGAAGAUUCUUCUAUACGUUUGUGGUCACAUAAAUCUACAGGUGAAAUGCUACGUUGUUUUUCAGUACAUCGUUGUAAAAGUGCUUGGUGUAUGGAUAUAUUAAGGGAUAAUGAUGAUAAUAAACCAUUAAUUAUUAUUAGUGGUUGGAGUGAUGGUGGCGUACGUCGUUAUCAUCCUGAUGAUGUUCCUAUUGAUUCAGUUGAAAAUAUAUUAUUAAAUCAAAUUGCUGUUAAUGAUUAUCCGAGAAAUGUUAUUUUCUUAAAUUCUUUAAAGAUGAUUGUUCAAAUGAAUGGUGGACAAUUAUUAAAAAUAGAUAAUCAAAAUGUAACAUCAUUCUAUGAUGGUAGAAAUUCGUUAAAAAAUGGUUACGCGAAAAUGUGUGUUGCUAGUGAUGGUAAUCAAUAUAUUGCUAUUGGUUCAUUAGAUGGUUUUGUAUUUAUAUUUAAUCAAAAUGGAAUAAUAAUAAAUCAAUUUCAAAUCGAUAGUAAUAAAAAUAAUAAAAUUUUACAAAUCCUAUGGUUAAAUAAUACAUUAUCUUCGAAAUUACUUGUUUGUGUUCCAGAUGGAAUAAUGUUUAUCUACAAUAUAACCAAUCAACCUGCGACAGUCGAUCAUUGCUUAGAAGUCUUACCCGACUUUGAACAACGUUGGCCUAAUACAUGUUUACAUCUUGAUAAAUAUAAUUUGUUACUAAUUGGUGAUCGACAAGGAAAUAUUCUUUCGUAUGAUUUAAAUAAUCAAUUAAACUGUUCAAUUUAUCAACGAUUCGAACGUCUACAUGGUAUAAAUGGUACAUCAUCGAUUGAUAUUGAUGAAAAUACAAAUCUUAUUCGUUCAUGUGGUCGUGAUGGUUAUAUAAAUAUAUUUUCUAUAAAUGCUGAAGAACGAAAAUUACUUCAUCAAUCAACAUUUACGAUCACAUCGGAUAUAACUUGGCUUGAUCGAUUCAUAAAUUUUCCAUCGUUAAUCACGUGCUUUACAACGAAUAAUUUUUCUCUCUAUACACUAGACGAUCAAACAAAACGACGUUUAAUGCAUGUUGAAUGUGGUGGUGGCCAUCGCAAUCACGAUUUUUUUAUUGAAAAAAAUCUUGAUGCUUAUUUCGUUUAUAUAAGAAAUAAACAAGUAUUUUUAGCACGGAAAAAUUUAACGAGAAUAUUAAAUGAAGAAACAUGUCUAUCAAAAAUACCACCUACACAUGGUACAGAAAUUCGUUGUGUAAAAUUAUUUCAAUCCAAUAAUCGCGUUUAUAUGACUACGGGCAGUGAAGACACACAAAUUAAAUUGUUUACAUUUCAGGUAGGAAAGUCCAAUCCGCAAUGUGAACAUGUCUCAACUUUACAAUCCCAUCUAUCAGCUGUUUGUGAUAUAGUUGUAAUUGAUAAUUUGUUCUUCUCAUGCGGCGCACGAGCUCAGAUAUUUUCUUGGCAAAUGAAAAGUAAUAUUGUUGUCCGAUCUGGUUAUUUUAUGCUUCAUCCAUUACGUCGACGACAUGGUGGCGGUGGCGGUGGAAAUAUUAAUGAUGAAAAUAAAAAAGAUAAUUCUGAUGAUGAUCAUGGUUUAGAUGUGAGAUUUACUAGCAUCGCAGCUAUUUCCGCCGCAGCAGAAAAUGGAAAUUAUUUAUUAUUUGUUACUGCAUCUGAUGCAGUAUUACGAAUUUUUCGUUAUACACUUUCCUCAAAUCGUUUUACUCUACUUCGAACUUCUUCACAUUCUGAAUAUUGUCAAUUACGUGUCAAAGUAUAUUCAACUCGUCAUAUUGCAUUUGUAUCCUCUACAGAUGGUCUUCUAUGUGCAUAUGACUUUUCAUCAUUGGACAAUACAAUACCUUCAACGAGUCUAAAAGUUCAUCAAUCGGGAAUCAAUGAUUUUGACUUAAUUGAAAUCAAUGAAAAUAAUUCUCUUCGUCUAGCAAGUGUUGGUGAUGAUGGUUCAGUGCAUGUUUCAAUUUUUGAUAUCAACAAUUGGAGUUGGAAACGAGAAUAUUUAAAAGAUCAUUUUCAUCAAUCACCAGCAACAGGUAUUCGUUUUAUAAAUUCAACAAUGUUUGUUUCAAUUGGUAUUGAUCAAAGACUGAAAUUAUGGACGAUUAAAAACGAUGAACAAGUGUUAGAACUAACAAAGAAUUAUUUAGUUGAUAUUCGUGAUAUACUUUCUAUGGAUAUGAUUUUUUGUGAUGAAAAAAACGAAUUCAUUAUUGUUGUAGCUGGUGCCGGUGUUCAAACAAUUCAAUUCGAUUUAAAAAAUUGUUUGUUUUAUUCAUGA
Rotaria socialis is the source of this 3009-nucleotide messenger RNA. Lineage: Eukaryota; Metazoa; Rotifera; Eurotatoria; Philodinida; Philodinidae. The record is from the annotation of a GenBank genome assembly.